This is a messenger RNA of Lathyrus sativus (Indian pea), 915 nucleotides long. The record is from the annotation of a GenBank genome assembly. Lineage: Eukaryota; Viridiplantae; Streptophyta; Magnoliopsida; Fabales; Fabaceae.
AUGGUGAACAUGGUAACAGUUGCUUUGUCAUUGGUUAGUUGGACAACGAAGAAGGCUGGUUUUAUGGAGCCUUGCACAGUGGAGAUAGAGGCAGGUACAGUUAUGAGAUUCUGGGUUCCAUCUCAUUCUCAAACCAUUUCAAAAUCCACCAAACCAGCCAUUGUUUUCCUCCACGCCUUCUGCGCCGACGGACUUGCGAACUGGAUGUUCCAAAUCAUCAGCUUAUCCAAAAACUAUGCUGUUUACGUGCCCGACUUUAUUUUCUUCGGUGGCUCCACGACAGAUAAGCCCGAUCGGUCACCGAGUUUUCAAGCCGAGUGUUUGGCGAAGGGGUUAAAGAAACUGGGAGUGGAGAAAUGUGCAGUUGUUGGAGUCAGUUAUGGUGGAAUGGUGGCAUUUAAAAUGGCUGAGUUGUACAGCGAGCUGGUUCAAGCAGUGGUUAUAUCUAGCUCAGUUUUGGCUAUAGAAGAGUGUAUGGUAAGUAGAGCAGUGGAAGAUGUUGGAUUUUCUUCUUGUUCCGAAAUGUUAUUACCAUCUUCUAAUGAAGGAUUGAGAACACUUCUUUCAAUUGGUGUGUACAGAAACAUUCAGUUUCCCAACUGUAUGCUCAGUGACUUUCUUCAGGUUAUGUUCUCGAAUAGAAAUGAACGAAGUGAGUUAUUAGAAGCUUUAGUCAACAGCUACAAAGACAUCCACAUUCCAAAAUUUUCCCAGCCAAUACAUCUUUUAUGGGGUGAGAAAGAUAAAAUUUUCAAACCGGAGAUUGCACACAAAAUCAAAGAGAGGCUUGGAAAUAACACAACAUUUGAAGUAAUAAAGAAAGCUGGUCACUUAGUGAAUCUGGAGCGACCAUGUAUUUACAAUAAGUGUCUAAAGAAGUUUCUUUCUUCUGUUAUGAUUGAUGGAAAAAAAUAA